This is a messenger RNA of Cylindrotheca closterium, 1146 nucleotides long. The record is from the annotation of a GenBank genome assembly. Lineage: Eukaryota; Bacillariophyta; Bacillariophyceae; Bacillariales; Bacillariaceae.
AUGCAAUCUCUUCUCGGCCUGGGCUUGAAAUUCUGUCCCCGUCCAGAAUUCACCACCAGCCAGAGCCGCUUUUCUACAUCCCUGGAUUGUUUUGCGAAAGAUCUUCAAACAAAGUGUUACUUUGCUGGCAAAGAGUCCAAGUGGACUCCAAAACAGCUUUAUAUUCUCAAUGACCAAAUUAUCAAUCGUGAGAUUCAGGCCCGAAUUGACUCCUUUAGCAAAAAACUGAAGCCACCGUUCCGUCGCCGAACAGUCUGUUCAAACCUCACUCCCAUCCAGCACCGUCUCCUCUCCACCCUCCGCCAUCACCCUGAUCUACUCGUCCUCAACUCUGAUAAGAAUCUAGGACCAGUGAUUUUGGAACAAGAAGUCUACUUGCGCCGCUGUCUUACUGAUCAUCUUCUCACCCGGCCCUAUCAACAACUUUCUCAGGAAGAAGCUGACAACUUCACCUCUGAAACGAGACACCUUCUCAAGAAAUUCCUCACCGAGAACUCCUAUCCCAACAGCGAAAUGGACAUGACAUAUCUUCGGAGAUCUCUUGAGUCUGUGACGGACCCCUAUGCAUACUUCUACGUCCUUGCAAAGAUUCACAAGAGUCCUUGGAAGACACGCCCAAUCAUUUCCGUCUCUGGAAGCUUGCUCUAUGGCCUUGGCAAAUGGCUAGACCAACAACUUCAGCCCCUUGUUAAGAAACUUCCUACCUACCUUUUCAGCUCAUUCCAACUAAAAAAUGAUUUGGACAACAUGCAUGGAACUGACUUCUCUUGCAUGAGCCUCUUCACUGGUGAUGUAGUGGCAAUGAACCCCAGCAUCAACCUUGAAGACGCCUUUCUUCGUAUCCGCAACUUCUUGACAACUUCCCCUCUCUGUGACAACGUCUCAGCCGACCCAAUUCUGGUUGCCCUUGAAAUAAUCAUGAAAAGGAACUGUUUCCGCUUUGGAGACACCUACUGGCUCCAAACAGACGGAACUGCAAUGGGCACACCACCUGCACCCUCCUUUGCCAUGUUGUACUAUGGUAUUUUUGAGAUUGAUCUACUUCAAUGUUUUGGAUCAUCUCUACACUACCUCCGCCGAUACAUUGACGACCAAUUUGGCAUUUGGAUUCACCACCCAGAUCCAGCCGUGGAUCGCCAACAAUAG